Messenger RNA from Silurus meridionalis, 1808 nucleotides. RefSeq names its product stomatin (EPB72)-like 1 (gene stoml1). NCBI's taxonomy places the organism in Eukaryota, Metazoa, Chordata, Actinopteri, Siluriformes, Siluridae. Gene Ontology annotation, cellular component: plasma membrane. The transcript is spliced from 6 exons. The coding region runs from base 122 to 1345 and encodes 407 amino acids. The record is from RefSeq and is a predicted model, not a curated record.
AUGAGGUUUUAGUAUGUUUCCAAACACGGAAGUGUUUCCGCUAACAUAUACGUUCGAAAACUAGUUUCACUCGCUACCGGUAACAUAGUAAUUAGAUAUACCUUUAAAUUAUUGACGUAAAAUGUUUGGAAAGUCUUCCGAUUAUAACUAUGAGAUUUUGCCCAAGAGUGAUUAUGGAAACAGUAAUACUGCUGGUCUGUUUAUAUCCGGACAGUCUCAGUAUAACAGCGGCUUCUCCUUUGACUACGUCCCUAAAAUAAAAAACAACGAUUUUAAAGACGAUAGUCAGGGAUUAGUAUCACGGCUAUGCAACUUAAUUGUUAUCAUUUUGGUCUUUCUUUGUACGCUAAUCACAUUCCCCAUAUCUGCUUGGUUUGUUUUAAAAACGGUGCCCAACUACGAGAGGAUUGUUGUAUUCCGGCUGGGUCGCAUCCGGCCUCCUAAGGGUCCAGGAGUGGUUUUAGUGCUUCCACUGAUUGACCAAUGGCAAAGGGUGGACCUACGCACCAGGGCUUUCAACAUCCCACCAUGCAAGGUGAAUACGAAAGAUGGUGGCUUGGUGUCUGUCGGAGCAGAUAUCCAGUUCCGAAUCUGGAAUCCUGUUAUGUCUGUGGUGGCGUUGCAGGAUUUAAAGGCCUCCACACGUCUUACUGCACAGAACGCUAUGACUCAGACCCUGGGCAAGAGGACUGUCAGAGAGAUACAGACAGAGAGAGUGAAACUUGGGGAGCACCUUGGGAUGGACAUAAAUGAUUUGACCAAGCCUUGGGGGUUGGAGGUUGACCGUGUUGAGUUGACUUUGGAAAGUGUGCUCCGUGCCCCAGAUGAUUCUCACUCAGGGCCUCUCAUCAUGCCUCCCUCUGUCCCUGGUCUAGAGGGUCUGACUGGGCCUAUACAGCAGCUCGCAAUGCACUUUCUGGGGCAAAGUGCAGCAGUUUCUCUACCUGCAAAAGAUGCAGUGCUCUUUACUGACGAGUUUAGUACAGAGGUUCCAGUAGCUGAAAAGAGCGGUGUCAUAGAGGAGCUCCUGGCAGCAGUAAGAAUGGUGCUGUCUGAGAGCUUGGUUAGAGAAGUAGGAGCCUGUUUCCAGUUUCAUAUCAGUACUAACACUGGCCAGACCAGGAGCUACUAUGUGGAUCUAACUCAAAAUGGUGGAACAUGUGGUGCAGGCAAGGUGAUGCACCCAGAUGUGUCUCUGAGUAUGAGUGAGCAGGAUAUGAUGGCUAUGUUCCAGGGCAGUCUGCGGCCAAUCGCAGCAUAUAGCAGUGGCAGGUUGAGAGUUGAGGGAGACUUAAACACUGCCAUGAAACUAGACAAACUUGUUCAACUGAUUAAGCCUCAGUGAGGUCUAGCUAUUACAUAAAUAGAUAAAAAUAGUAGAAUAAAAGGUUUAUUACAUGCAUUCACAACCUACAAAUCUGUUACAGUUUUAAAUUGUAAACACGACUAUUUAUAUAAUUUAUGAUUGUGACCUGAAUCAUUUUUAUUUUAUCAUCAGUAAUCUUAGGUUUCAGCAUCUGUACUACUUAUAGCCAUUUGGAUAAUAAAUUCUGUAAAUCUGGAGAAAAAUAAUAGAAAGGAUUCCCUGUAAAAGAUUAUGUACACAUAAACCUAAAAUAAGAUGUAGUUUUUUUAUUGCACUGUUGUGUGUGUGUGUGUGUGUGUGUGUGUGUGUAUAUUGUAAGUAAAUAUUUAUUUAAAUGUCAUGUUUUAAAAAUUUAGUGAUUUCAAAUCCAGUAUAUAUUUUUUAGUUGCUUGAUUUCAUGUGUUAAUGUUUGUUAUAAUAAUAAUAAAAAAAAAAAAAAAGA